Molecule: messenger RNA, 1647 nt
Organism: Stereum hirsutum FP-91666 SS1
Lineage: Eukaryota; Fungi; Basidiomycota; Agaricomycetes; Russulales; Stereaceae
Exons: 7
Coding region: 1-1647 (548 amino acids)
Source: RefSeq, a predicted model, not a curated record
AUGGACAUCGGUAUGGAGUCUCUUGAGCAAAGGUAUUCGGAGGCAAUGCGUACCUUUACCUAUCAGAGAGAGCAUCGAGACCGAUGGGAGGGGGUCCUACGACGGGACGCACCUCGUGCCGUUGCCGUUCUCAAAGAGCUCGGUCGCGAAGGAUCCUCCAGCGCGUCGGGAGAUAUACACAUGGACGUAUAUCCCAUACUUAAGGCUGUGCACGAAGCUGCAAUCGACGGUGGCCCCUUGUGGAAGAGCUUAGUGCGAGCCGGAAUAGCUGAUGGCUUGUGUCAAACUUUCAUCGACCUCAAAGUUCCCCGCGACUACGCGAUCGACGAAGCUCCAUCGUAUUAUUUCAUGCCCCUGGAUGUUCUCUUCCAGACCACCCAAAACUGGAAUGAACCCUAUGGCCCAACCGAAAAAGCGAUCGCCUCGUCUCUGAAGAGGCAUUGGGCUGGUAUUGUCAAGAGACUCUCGGAAGAACCAGACUUUGUGAUCGAGAUAGAGGAACACCUUUGCCAGAUGCGUGCCAUCAUUCCCCGGUUAAUCCUGAAAUUGAUGCAGGUCGAUCCUUCAUUCGAGGACAUUUUCCUAGUCCCUUCAGACCCAACCGUUACACUACUCACACGAUAUAUGCUCCUGGCGAAAAACACGGCAGACUUCCUCUCCUCCGCAUUCCUUGUUCGCCACCUCAUUAAACCAGAUGGGGAGCAGCUUCGCGGCCUGUUCUCUGCCCGCGAGCGCUCUCAGACCGAUAUGUGUCUCCGCAUAGUGAAAGCGACCAACCGCUCAUAUUCCAAGUUCUUCUCACAGCUUGCUUCACGACCAGUGUGGGACUCUCCGACAGAGGCUUAUCAGGGAAUCCAGCUACUCCUCGUUCUCUGGGAUGAGGCCUUCACCAAAGAGAUCGACGCCUUCUUUCAUGCCUUAUUUGAAACGCCAGAUCUUUGGAGAAAAUUACUUCAUGUAAUGGACAUCUCACUGUCCUCGCCCGGGACGGACGAAAUGAAGCCCUAUCAACUCGUCAUGACGCUCCUCAGCGAAUCACUGAGGCAUAGUUACCACGAUUACCCGAAUUAUAGCGAGCGGUUGCUUCGCUCGUACAUCGAAGGCGAUAUUCUUGCUGUGCUAGACCACGUAUUGCCCUACUGUGUGUCGCACCUUGAGGUGCCCGAAAUACCUGUUCUGAUGGGGCGUCUGUUCUCAAUAAUGUAUAUCCUCCUCGAAAAUCACCCCACGCUUGUUCCUCUACUUCAGUCAGAACUCCCUCGACCUCGAAUCUUCCGUGCCCUCACUGAUUCUCUCGACACACCCGACGGCCCACUGGAUCCUUCACCGGAUCGUGAAAGAAUGUCGGGCGACUCCUCCACACUCCUCGACGACGAUUCCGACGAAGCCUACAUUCGCGGAGGAUGGAUCUCACUUAGGUUCGUUGAGAAGGUAUGUUAUGUCGAGAAACAGUGUAUGCGAAGGGGGUGUAUCAAGAAAUCUGUGGCGAGGUGUGUCAAGUGUAGCGUCACGUAUUAUUGUGAUAAAGUGUGCCAGAAGAUGGACUGGAAGGAACAUAAGCUGGUUUGUCAAUUCUUAAAAGACGAGGACUUCGGCCUUUUCGAGCGUAAACAUAAACACAUUAGUCGUCGACCGCGUCCUCAAUAG